Hyalella azteca is the source of this 1425-nucleotide messenger RNA. Its product is annotated as dnaJ homolog subfamily C member 30, mitochondrial-like. The record is from RefSeq and is a predicted model, not a curated record. The transcript is spliced from 3 exons. The coding region runs from base 202 to 966 and encodes 254 amino acids. NCBI's taxonomy places the organism in Eukaryota, Metazoa, Arthropoda, Malacostraca, Amphipoda, Hyalellidae.
AUAAAUUGGAAAAAUUCUGGUGCAAAAAAUGUGAAAUUAUAUUCACUAUAUUUCCACAUUAUGUCCUAUGGUUGAGAUUAUUUAAAUAACAUAGCACCCCUAUGCUUUGGGACGAUUAUUUCCAUCUCACGAUCAUUUUUGGCUCUAACGAGUCGAAGCUUUUGAGGAAAAACUGCCGUAUGAGCGGCCGAGACUCGCGACAUGCCUGUGUUGCCCCUGAGAUACGCCAGACGCUUCACGAGCUGCUGGUGGGUGCUGCUGCCCCACCAGUGCUCCUAUGAUGCAGAGUCUCACGCCUGUCCCCUCAAAACAACUGCCAGGGCCUGUAGUUCUUUUAAGGCUUCGCUGUACGACGUUCUUCGGAUCUCGCCUAAUGCCACGCAAGCGCAAAUCAAACAUGCGUAUUACAAGCAGUCCAUGAAACAUCAUCCCGACCUGCACUCAGGCAGCGUCGAGGCCGCUGAAAAGUUCCGCUCCAUAUCGGAGGCGUACGAGGUCCUUGGGGACGAGACCAAACGUAAAAGCUAUGACCUCAAAUUUCAUGGAAUUGGACCAGAACCUACCGUUGCGUCUGGGAAGGCACCUAAUCCACUGUACAGAAUGAAGCGUCGGCGCGGCAAUACGCAUUUCAAUUUCGAUGCGUGGGAGCAAGCGCACUACGGCGAUGCCACGGACGCAGGCGCCAGCCACUGGUGGCGCACACAGACGCCUGAAGAGGUGCGACGCGCCCAGCAGCGCUACUGGCAGGACGCCGAGAGAGACUUCCACGCCCAGCAGGAAUACGAGCGGCAGGAGACGCGAAAUAUGAAAGAACAUCACGAGUUCAUUGCGAGGGUAAACCGCAUUCUCUCGUUUGCUUUCUUGUUCUUGUUCGUUUCUGCGAUGUUGUCUAACAUUAUUUCUAUUGAAAUGGACUCUAGAAAAAUGUCGCGAAUUAGCAGUAGAAGAGAUAUCGAUAAAAAGUAAAACGUAUCGUGUUUAUUUUCUCUGAAAAAUUAUUUUGCUGCUUAAUUGUUGUGUACAGUGAUAUAAAUUUAGAUAAAAUACGAAAUGUAUACUUAAGAUCCAACUAAGCUGAUGAUUACACAUGUAAACUAUUAAAAUAUUUAUGGUAUUCAUACGGACUUGGUGAAAUAUUCUAUUCCCUUCGGCUUCUGGGGUUCAAAUGUAAUUCUCCUCAUUCAUUUUGACUGGUACAUACUUUUAUGUUGAUGUAUUUUCUUAAUAUGAUCAUCUACAUUUACCGCCCGUUACCGUUGAAGUUGUUCCGCUACUUAUUCAACUGCUCCUUAUCGCAGUACAGUAAGUUUAUUGUUAUUGAAACUUAUGUAGGGCCCAUGGGAUCCAAAACUAUAAGCCAUGUGUUCAGCUGUACAAUGUACAUGCUACUUGUGUUCGUUGUCGUGGUAUCGUUGAGAUGUUUCA